GAAAACCCUCAGUCUCCCCACAACCGCUGGAAGCACGUUGGCUUCAGCGCGAACAGCGGGGUGGCCUUUUGAUCCGCGUCUCCCUUGUUGUUUAAUCACUCUCUUCUUGACACGACACGAUAUGAUUGUCCGAGGAUGGAAGCAGACGACGUGUCGGUCAGGGAGCAGAUAUUCCACGACCGAGUCCGGGAGAUCAUCAUUUGCAUCCUGCUCUUCGUCUGCCUCUACAUCGUCUCCCACCUUAUCAUCACACACUUCAAGAAGAGCGCGGAGUUUGUGGUGGAUGACAGUGAAGAUGCCAUGGUGAACAGGAUUGCGCUUUGGCUGUGCACCUUCACACUCUCCGUCGCCGUGGGGGCCGUCCUCCUGCUGCCCCUGUCCAUCCUGUCCAAUGAGGUCCUGCUCUCCUUUCCGCACAGCUACUACAUGCAGUGGCUGAACGGCUCCCUCAUCCACGGGCUGUGGAAUCUCGUCUUCCUCUUCUCUAACCUCUCCUUGGUGGUCCUCAUGCCCUUUGCCUACUUCUUCACCGAGUCCGAAGGCUUCGUUGGCUCCAAGAAGGGCGUGAUGGCGCGGGUCUACGAGACGGCUGUGGUGCUGCUUCUGCUCACGCUGCUGGUGCUCGGCAUGGUGUGGGUGGCCACGGCCCUCCUACACCAAGAUGCGGCCCGGGAGAGUCUGUACGACCUGUGGGAGUAUUACCUGCCAUACCUGUAUUCAGGCAUCUCGCUGUGUGGGGUCCUGCUGCUACUCUUGUGCACCCCCUUCGGACUGUCCCGCAUGUUCAGCGUCACUGGAAGCCUACUGGUCAAACCACGACUCCUAGAGGAUGUGGAGGAUACUAUGAACUGUGCUUGGCUGGAAGAGGCCUCUCUCUCCAGAAAGCUCUCCAACAGCCCCAGCUCGACCUGGAUGGCGCUGAAGGUGGAGGCUGUGAGAAAGGAGCUGUUUAGCACCCGCUCUAGGCGUGUCGCUCUGGAAAUGCGACGGCGUGCAUCGCCAUGGCAGCGUAACUUGGGUUACCCUCUGGCCAUGCUGCUGUUGCUGGCUCUCACGGUCGUGUGUGUGCUGAUGGUUAGUUUCCACGUGUUGGAGCUGCUCUUCGACGAGUCUGCCAUGCCCAGAGGAAUGGAGGACCCCCUCCUGGGAGCAGCUUCCUUCUCCAUGUUUGGCUCUCUGGGAGCCACAGUUCAGGCUGUCCUCAUCCUGUAUCUGAUGUUGUCGUCGGUGGUGGGCUUUUAUAGCUCCCCCCUCUUCACGGGACUCCUCCCCCACGCUCAGGACACCACUCUGACGCAGAUCAUCGGGAACUGCGUGUCCCUGCUAGUUCUCAGCUCAGCACUGCCAGUCUUCUCCCGGACUCUGGGAAUCACACGGUUUGACCUGCUGGGGGACUUUGGACGCUAUAACUGGCUAGGAAACUUCUACAUCGUGUUCUUGUACAACAUGCUGUUUGCGGGGCUGACCUCCGCCUCCCUCAUCAAUACAGUAACCUGGGCCGUGCAGAGGGAGCUCAUUCGGGCCUUUGGUCUCCACAAGCUUCAGAAACUGCCCUUGACGGUGUCCCGCUCCACAGUCCCCUUCAAGCUCCUCGUCACCAGCGGAUUGUCCAAGAUCCAGUGAUCCGUCGUGUCGGAGCAUCAUCGAGGCCUCACUGGCAUCUUUCCAGUGGACGAGAGUAGCGGCGGCGGCCCGGUCUGUGAGACUGGCUGUUAACGUGCGCGUCAGCUGCACAAACAGGGACACGUGGUGCCUUGCAGCCGGCACUGUGAGGCCCUGGAGAAGUCAGGGGUGCGUGCGUAUCCACUCCUGCGAGAUCGAGUUUCGAGCUGUCGUGAGAAGACUGCAGCCGUCCGCACCACCCCUCUGUCUGUUUGGGUUCAGCCUGUACUGAAACCCAGAAGCCUAUUCAGCACGAUUCCUGGCAGAGGUGAUUUCUGCCCGUUCAACACUGAGCACAGAAAGGGAAAUUCUGAUUCAAACUCAUCCAGUCUUUUCAGAGAACCACGUCAUGGCUGUGACACGAUUUCCUUUUCCUGGAUCAAGCUGGAUUCUAUUCUUGCUUUGGGAGGAAGGUUAACAUUUAGACACUUCCUGUCUAUGAAGUGGUCUCUCACUCAUUACCCUCAGGCCCCCCCUGUGAAAUAAUUAAUUUAAUUUUUUUUUUUGUAGCCAUGUUUUUAUCCUCUAACCUUUUUCAUCGUGUGAAGCUGGUUUCCUCUCUUUCUGUUCAUAUUGCCAUUGAGACUGAGGAAGAUGACCACAAUGCGGGAAAAAUAUAUUUAUAGGCUUUUGAAAGGAGAGAGAAGCUCAGUGUAACAUGGUCAUGCAGAGAGCUACAUCUAUAUGUAUAUUCCAGUGCACAUUUGAACAUGUAUUAUGGUCAUUGUUGUCUGUGUCUGUACUGUUGCGUUAGUUUUACAUGGGCACUGAUUAAACACAUGUUGCCAUGGUGCAACCACUGGAAAGCCAGUGAUGGGAAAGAGUACUAUUGGCUAUGGGUGGCCAACAGUCCAAGACCAAGUAUAACUAAACUGUUUACUGUUUACUGUUUACUGUGUGUGUGUGUGUGUGUGUGUGUGUGUGUGUGUGUGUGUGUGUGUGUGUGUGUGUGUGUGUGUGUGUGAGAGAGACACACCAAAGUGCAAUAAACUCAGACUAGGUUUGGGGGUUGGGCAGUCCCUGUGAUUGUUAGAUUUAUCUUUGGUUACUGUCCUGAAAUUGAUGGAGACUUCAGUAAUGCAGUGCGUCUCCAGUGUCCUCUGUCCGUGUGCUCAUGCGCAUGAGUGUUGGUUGUGUCAUUGUUUUAGAUGAAUGUUUUUAAUUUAUAUGUUAGUGUGCAGUAAGAUUUUUGUUUUUCCAGGAUGUGGCAUAACCAAAAAGAAACGGGUGUAAACAAGUGUCUUAUUGAAGCCUCCUGAGCUUGAGUUUUAGGGAGGAAUGAGAGGAAAAGGUAAUACUACUUAGACCAAUAUAGCUUGUCAGUCUAUGUGGAUGUUAAUUGCCAGUGUUCUGGCAUUUGAAUUUAUUAGGGUUUAGUCAAAGAGCAAGGAUUCGGCUAGCUGGAAGUCUCUAUAGGAGAAUUGUAAGCCUUGUUUUGCCGAAAGUAUAUAUGACCAUAAUGACUUUUUCAGUUUACAUGCUUUUGAAUGUAUGUUGAAUCUCCUUGCGUCUUUCUCAUCUGCUAUAGAUGUUUUAUGAACAAUAGCGAUGCCAUACUUGCCUUGGACUGAAUCCUCUACCUCUGGUUUCCAGUAGAGGGCAGUAUUUUAUCCACACGUUAGUUUGCUCAAACCUUCAGUAACAUCAACUGUUCACAUCACUAAAUUGGGAUAUCAUUAUAGACAUGCCCUCAUUCCACCCUCAUAAAGAUAAAUGCUAAAAUACAAGUUUAGUUGACUUGCACAAAAGAGGGUUUCUUCUAAUCAGAAAUAAACUGUGAUUAUUCUUACUGUGAUUGAAUUCCUUUCAAGGGACUUUUAUUUGGGUAAGUUUAAUGUAGAAGUGAAUUGAUGUUUUUAGUUACCAUUGAGACUGGAGAUGCUUUUUUUAAUCUUUUUUUUAAAUAAUUAUUUAAAUGCAGUGCAGUUUUGCGACUUUUGAUGUUCCAUUUUUACACGUGAGAAGGUCCUGUAUUGUGAACUGUUUUCCUAUGGGGGAAGAAAUUUACAUUAAAUGUGUUUUUCAGUCUC
Paramormyrops kingsleyae is the source of this 3692-nucleotide messenger RNA. It is a transcript of the gene lmbr1l, whose product is annotated as limb development membrane protein 1-like. The record is from RefSeq and is a predicted model, not a curated record. Gene Ontology annotation, cellular component: plasma membrane. Gene Ontology annotation, molecular function: transmembrane signaling receptor activity. Gene Ontology annotation, biological process: signal transduction; receptor-mediated endocytosis. NCBI's taxonomy places the organism in Eukaryota, Metazoa, Chordata, Actinopteri, Osteoglossiformes, Mormyridae.